CUUGGCUCUAAAUCAAAUCUGGAUUCGCGCAACCAGAUUAUGCAUGUAAUGUUUUCGUUGACCCUAUCCCAACCUACCCCCAAUCCUUGAAAUCUUGCUCUUGAAAUUUCAUCCGGAUUUGUAUCCAGGAAAGUUUAACCUCUGUUUUUGAGAUACAUAUAUUUAUAUAUGUGUGUAUAUAUAGAGAGAGAUCUUCUGUCGUUGUUUGAAUCUGAAUAAGAUUAGGCGGCCUCAUUUGCUCCUUCCUGAUUGGGGUUUUUCAGUUUACGGUGGUUAGUUUCUCGUGUAUUUACUUUGAUUCGUCGCGUAGUUGUCUGGGCUGCUGAUUCUGAUUUUGAUGGUGAUUGAAAAAUUGUAAAGCCGCUGAUCAUCAGGUUUUUGUGAUCUCGAAAAUAUUAUUAGUUGUGAAUUUUCAUUCAAUUUAAUUAAUCUCUGUGGAAUUAUCGACUGUAAGCGUGGUUCAUCCUUUUUCUCUAUCAAUUUGGGGAUUAGGGUUUAGAUUUGAAUUUGGUUGAUGAACCCAAAUUUAGGAAAUCAAUGGAAGUCGAAAUUGAUGUGGAGGAGAAGUCCUUAGUACGUACAAAUUACCAAUCGCGGUAUCCCGGCGCUGUUCGGCAAAGGGCUUAUAUAUUUGAUGGUGAUGGGAAUUAUUACAAUAAAGAAUGGGAUCUUAUUGAGGGUAAAGGUAAAGAGUUCUGUUGGUAUCAUGUUGAGCUUCCAAAAGGGAACCAAAAGCUCUCCCAAUCGGCUCAGUACUUAAUCGACGUCCUCUGUCCGCCCCUAAAGUUGCAGGACAUUCUUUCGCUCGUUAGCAAUGGCCCCUUUUGUGGUUAUGUCGACGGGGCACUAGUGUUUAGAGUUAAUUCGCCAGGCCCGGCUUCUAGCAAGUUUACGUUUAGAAUUGCAGCUAGGAUCACUGAGCAUUCAGUGAUUACAGUAUCAUUGGGGAGAGUUCCGAGAUUGGGAUUUUCGCCAGUGAAUGAGUCUUUGUUAUCAGAGAUUCCGGUUGUCGAGAGUCCAAGUAGUGGAAACGGUGAAAGGAAGGAUAGAGGUGGGACAGUCAUUCAAGAGCAUGUUUUGGAUUUUCUAUUGAUGAUGAAUCACUCAGAGGAGGCAGAUAAUCCGGUGCCCUUGUCGAUUUCAAAUCUUGUUGUGCACAUAAUUGAUACACAUGUGGAUCACCUUCAGGAUGUUGUUACUAGACUUGAGAUCGAGUUGGAUUCAGUUGAAUUGGAAAUCGACAGAGGUGGUUUUGCUUUAAAGAAACAAAUGUUAGACGAUAGAAAAUUUCCAAAAAUGCAUCUCGACUUGCAGCGCUUGUUGCAGGUUAUUGCACAUGGUGAACAAGUAUUCCCAAGAGUCAAAGAGAAGUGUUCAUUGAAAGAUUGGUUUGCCAAUGAAGACAUUAAUGCAUUAGAAGAGUUGAUUGGCCGGAUAAGAAGAUUAAAAGAGAAUGUCGGAUUUAUAGCCAACCGUGUCACAGCAAUCCAAGCGGGCCUUGACAGCUGGCAAUCCGAGCAAAUAAACCGGAAGUUAUACUACCUGUCCUUCCUCUCCAUCAUAUUCUUGCCUUUAUCGAUAAUUACCGGAGUAUUUGGCAUGAAUGUUGGAGGCGUUCCGUGGACCAACCAAAGGGAACCCGAGUUGAAGGAUGGGUUUCGCAACGUGAUGAUUUUGAGUGUAGCAAUGCUGGGGAUUAUCCUGCUGUGUUUUGUUUUCCCAGCACUGUACAGCCGGAUAAUAAUGGCAUGGAGAAGAAGACAAAGCUUGACGAGGAGCUGGUCGCUGAACCGGAAAUCCUUUCUGAGGAUGGGUGGGGGAAGAGAACGCCGUGGGUACCUUCGUAUUUAACUCGAUACAUUACUUAUUGAGAGUGAGGAGGCAUUCUAUUCUGGUUCUGGUUCUUGUUGAGACACCACCACUCCCCUCCCCUACCCUACCCUGAGAUAGAUUGUUGUCCUUGUCUUUGUGUCCAGUCCAGGUUUGAUCAUCCAUCCAUUCAUCUCGACGGACAUACAUUAUGUUUAUAUAUAUAUUGUUUUGGAUAGAUGAUAGAUUUUUAAGUUAUUAUUUUGGAAGAAGCU
This is a messenger RNA of Andrographis paniculata, 2084 nucleotides long. RefSeq lists its product as uncharacterized. Lineage: Eukaryota; Viridiplantae; Streptophyta; Magnoliopsida; Lamiales; Acanthaceae. Gene Ontology annotation, biological process: metal ion transport; transmembrane transport. Gene Ontology annotation, molecular function: metal ion transmembrane transporter activity. Gene Ontology annotation, cellular component: membrane. The coding region runs from base 538 to 1851 and encodes 437 amino acids. The record is from RefSeq and is a predicted model, not a curated record. The transcript has 4 exons.